CACUGAUAAGAUAAAAUGCAACACAAAUCUAUAUAAAUAUAAGGCUGCAAUCAAGCCUAUUGAUUCAAAAUUUGUUGUAUUGAAACUUAGUGUACUUCCGAUUAUAGGUAAGAAUUUCUAUAUUUUGUCAGUGAUUUGGUCAUGGCGCUAUCUAAGACUUGGAUACAACGCUAAACAAAAUUUUGCUGUAUUAGUACUGACCAUGUUGAGUCACAACCAAAAGUACUAGUACUAGUUCUACUUAGUCUACAGGCACUAUACUUGGGUUUCUUCUCUAAUGGGUGGUCCACAUUAUUACGGUCCAGGUGGUCCACAUCAUCACGGUCCAGGCGGGCAACAUUUCGGCCCACCGCCCCAUUAUCCCGGUGGGCCUCCGCCACACCACCAUCACAGCGUCUUGGGCGAAAUAAUUCACGACAUUUUGAGCCCUCACCAUCAUCACCACCACCAUCCACCGCCACCACCACCGCCAGUUUAUUACGGACCUCCGCCUUGCGGACACAUGUCCAGGUUUCAUGGGUGUAAUCAUUGUCAUGGGUGGAGAUGGUAGUAAUGGAUUGAUUAUUUGAUUGUUUAUUUAUUAAAAUAUAUUUAUAGUGUAGUCGAAUAUCUGUAUUUUUUCUUUGAUUCCUUGCUGAAAUACAAU
Messenger RNA from Ceutorhynchus assimilis (cabbage seed weevil), 646 nucleotides. The record is from the annotation of a GenBank genome assembly. Lineage: Eukaryota; Metazoa; Arthropoda; Insecta; Coleoptera; Curculionidae.